Molecule: messenger RNA, 991 nt
Organism: Camarhynchus parvulus
Lineage: Eukaryota; Metazoa; Chordata; Aves; Passeriformes; Thraupidae
Gene: GCHFR
Product: GTP cyclohydrolase I feedback regulator
Exons: 3
Coding region: 78-332 (84 amino acids)
Biological process (GO): negative regulation of biosynthetic process
Cellular component (GO): nucleus; cytoplasm
Molecular function (GO): GTP cyclohydrolase binding
Source: RefSeq, a predicted model, not a curated record
GCGGUGGUGGCGGGGCGGGACCGGGGGCGGCCCCGGGCAGGUCCCCCUGGAGCGGCGGCGGGAGCGGCGGAGCGGAGAUGCCGUACCUGCUCAUUAGCACCCAAAUCCGCCUGGAGGCUGGGCCCACCAUGGUGGGCGACGAGCACUCGGAUCCCCACCUGAUGAGUAUCCUGGGGGCCACAAAGAGGAGCACACUGGGGAACAACUUCUGUGAGUACUACGUGAACGACGCUCCGCGCGUGGUCCUGGACAAGCUGGAGAGCCUCGGCUACCGCGUGGUCAGCAUGACCGGUGUGGGCCAGACCCUGGUCUGGUGCCUCCACAGGGAAUAGCCAGGGAGAAUCCUGCCUUCCACCCGGACCACAUCCUGCUGGAGAUCAUCUUAUAGGACUGGCAGCAAACCUUCCCCCCUUAAUUCCUCCCUGUCCCAGACUCCAGGAGGAACGGCGCAGAGGCAGAGCUGGACCCAGUGGAAUUUUGCCAUCCCUGUUCCGUUUCCCAAGAGCAGGGGGAGGAAGGUAUGCCCAGAAUCUGGCAGAGGGAACAGAUGGCUCCAGCUCUGCCUUCAGUGGGAUGGCAGUCUGGCAAAUUCCAGCUUUUUACAUUUUAAUCAUGUAUUCAGCAUGCCCUGGAGGAAGCUCAGUAACAGCCCUGUUUAGCUCUGUGCCUUCUCCUGGGCCAGGGGGUUAGGGAGGGACAGCAAGCAUGGACACCAUCCCAUCUCAUCCCUGAAAUCCAAGAGGGAACCACUAAACCUACUCCCAGGGCUCUGAGAAUCCCCUCCCUUGGCAGCAAGGCCUGCUUCUAUCUCAGCAGCACCACCAACUUCCAGAUCCCAGACUGCCAUCCAAACCUAACAUGGUAUUCCCAAAAAAUAACACAGAAAGUGGUGUUGUAUGACUAUUCCAGGUGCAGGCUCUAAUCCCAACACUGCUGGAAUGUUUGGGACUGUGAACGGAUCCUGCUAUGGGGGUAACACCAAUAAAACAUC